AUGCGUGGCUUGAGUCGCAUGGCCGCGCAAACGACGACGAUUCGCGGGGCACCAUUCACAGGCUACCAGAGGCUCCUGUAUACCGACAGAGAAUACUCCCAGCUGGUUGUCCCUCAUCUGAAAGCACCUCACAUCUCUUGUAGCCAAGAUGCGGACCAUGUCCGUCAGGUGGCCCAGCGCCUACAGCAAGACGGCAUCCUCAAAGUCACGCUCGAAUUCGCCGACGACGAGAGCAGAUAUCUCGAGGCGCUGAUCCGGAGCCUGCAUGCCCGGCACGGCCAUCACCUCCCCAUCGCCCACAGUGCCACGCGCGGCUGGUUCUGGGAGGUGCGUCCCAGCAGUGCGAGCUUUCAGACGGCCAACCACCAGGCGCGGUCCGAGACCAUGCGGGACUUUCCUUGGCACACCGACUGCAGCUACGAGUACCCGCCGCCUCGCUUCUUCGCCCUCCAGGUGCUGCAGCCGGACCGCUUCGGCGGUGGGACCCUGUCGCUCAUGAGCGUGGAGCGACUGGUCGAGGAGCAUCUCGGGGGCGGCCGAUGCGGCGCCACGCUGGCGACGCUGAUGAAACCGGACGCAUACCGCAUCGCCAUCCCGACCGAGUUUGUCAAGGGGAAACAGCGCGGCUCGGGGGGCGAGACGACGCGAUGGAUCCGCGGGGGCCUCAUCAUGGCCGACAAUAGGGGACGACCGACGCUCAUCCGCUUCCGAGAGGACAUCGUCACGCCGCUGAGCGACGAGGCGGCGGCGGCGCUGCAGGACCUCAAGGCGGCGCUACAGUCCCUGGCCGCACAGGUCGGCUCGACCAUCCACCUGUCGGCCACGGACCUGCCGGCUCGAUCCAUCAUCCUGAUUGACAAUAGGCGGUGGCUGCAUGCGCGCAACCACGUCCGGGACCCUGAGAGACAUUUGCGCCGAGUCCGAUGGGACGCGGCUCCCUUUCCAGGGGAGAGUGAUUGA
Cordyceps fumosorosea ARSEF 2679 is the source of this 960-nucleotide messenger RNA. RefSeq names its product Taurine catabolism dioxygenase TauD/TfdA. The coding region runs from base 1 to 960 and encodes 319 amino acids. NCBI's taxonomy places the organism in Eukaryota, Fungi, Ascomycota, Sordariomycetes, Hypocreales, Cordycipitaceae. The record is from RefSeq and is a predicted model, not a curated record. Gene Ontology annotation, molecular function: oxidoreductase activity. The transcript has a single exon.